CUGUCUCUCUCUGUGUCUCUCUCUCAGACUGAAAAUAGGUCCAGCUGGGUUUGGUCUGGUUAAUCAUCGGCAUCCGUCUCCGCCACCGAUUUCACCAAAAUAAACGGACAAUACCGACGUCUGCUGACCGUUCACCGAAGGAUUUACCGCCAUUUCCUGCUCGUAUCUCCUCCCGCCAGCCUGCAAAUAUAUUUUAAAAUCUAAUUCAGCUUUAAUUUGUGUGUGUUUUCCCCCCUCAACCGAAGUGAUGUCUGUCGCGGGGUUGAAAAAGCAGUUCCAUAAAGCCACCCAGAAAGUCAGUGAGAAGGUUGGAGGGGCGGAAGGAACCAAGCUAGAUGAUGACUUCAAAGAAAUGGAAAAGAAGGUGGACGUCACCAGCAGAGCAGUGUUGGACAUCAUGACCAAAACCACAGAGUACCUCCAACCUAACCCAGCAUCCAGAGCCAAGCUGAGUAUGAUCAACACCAUGUCAAAGAUCCGCGGCCAGGACAAGGGACCCGGUUACCCUCAGGCUGAGUCUGUCCUCGGAGAUGCCAUGUUGAAGUUUGGACGGGAGUUAGGGGAGGAGUCAAGCUUUGGUUUAGCGCUGAUCGAUGCCAGCGAGGCGAUGAAGGAGCUCGGGGAGGUAAAGGACGCUCUGGACAUGGAGGUCAAACAGAACUUCAUCGACCCGCUGCAGAACCUCCACGACAAAGACCUCAAAGAGAUACAGCACCAUCUGAAGAAGAUGGAGGGCCGCCGCCUGGACUUUGACUACAAGAAGAAGCGUCAGGGGAAAGUCCAGGACGAUGAAAUCAAACAGGCGCUGGAGAAGUUCGACGAGAGUAAAGAGAUCGCAGAGCAGAGCAUGUUUAACCUGCUGGAGAGCGAUAUAGAGCAGGUGAGCCAGCUGGCAGCAUUGGUUCAGGCUCAGUUGGAGUACCACACUCGCUCUGCCGAAAUCCUCCAACAGCUCUCCAGUAAGAUGGAGGACAGGAUAAAAGAGGUGUCCAAUAAACCGAGGAAGGAGUAUACUCCGAAACCCCGAAUGACCCUGGAGCUGCUGCCCCCCAGCGAGAGCCACAACGGAGGGAUACACUCGGCCAAAUCGCCAGGAAGAUCACCAGCCCCCAUGGACCAGCCCUGCUGCCGAGCGCUCUACGAUUUCGAACCAGAGAACGAAGGCGAGCUGGGCUUCAAAGAGGGCGAUGUCAUCACCUUGACCAAUCAGAUCGAUGACAACUGGUACGAGGGCAUGAUCAACGGCCAGUCGGGCUUCUUCCCCAUCAACUACGUGGAUAUCCUGGUGCCGCUCCCUCAUUAGGUCCCGCCAGUGAUCUGGCCCUUAACCCCUUCGACCAAUCCAGACACCCCUGAAAACAGCCUGUAUUUGCAUAAAAAAAACAAACCACGCCCUCCUUCUACUUCUUCUUCUGUGCUUCUGUGCGAUUCUGCUUUCACAAAACGGACUGAAAUGACUGAGACGAAGACAGGGUGGAUGAGACGAGGCAGUAGGACAGUGAAGAAGAAAGGGGGAGGAGGAUUUUAGCGUGAGAGAUGCAGAAGAGAGGUAGAAGAGAGGGAUUGAGAGGGACGAGAGGACGAAGAGAUGAUGAUCUUUUACAGCGCUCACUCAGUCGUGCUCCGCUCAGCCGGGCAACACUGGAAACCAAUGAGGCUUUGGAGACUUAAGGCACGGUGUAAAUGUACGUGCAUGUAUGUGUCUGUAUGUGCGUUUCGACCUGUUCUUACUCUAUUAUGACCGAGCCAGCACAAAGUCCUGCUUGACAGCUUUUUUUGUGAUGCUGUCUUCUUCUUCUUCUCUUCUUAAGUUUCUUGCUGUUUUUCUCUCAGAGUACUUCUGUCUUUUCUACCUUGACUUGCCUUCCUGUGCUCUUCUUCAGCCCUAGAUUUCUCAGCAACUGUCACAGUCUUUCCCACUUUCUGUCUUUCUUUCUUUCUCUCUUCCCUCCUUGGCUAGCACUGCCUUUCAGCAUGGCUCCAUACUGUAUGCAGGCCUCUAACCCAUGUUCCAGAGCUACAUUAGGUCACCAGACCCUUCUACUUUUGUUUAAGUAUCUCUCGUACUCUUGUAACAUACUCUGCCUUCCUCAGAGUCUGCACAGAGUCUCAGCUCAGUGGCUGUAUGCAUGAACCAGCCAAAUCAGAAAUUUGAGUGGUAAGACGCUACAUGAGAUGUAGUUUUCGGGAGAGUACCUUUGCAACAAAGCCGUAUAACUGCAAUAAGUAGAUUUUUCCAGAAUGAAAAAGAGAAUACUUGAUCACUUGUUCUGAAAGCCAUUUAUCAGAUAAGGUUUUAAAGGUGUGAGGAUCGGAGGAGUCAUUCAACACAUCAUUAAACUUGUCAGCUCCAGAGCUGAAAAGGAAAGCUCUCUCUCAUGAUUUACCAGACAGCAGCGACAUGUUAACACAAUCCAGGACAGGCCAGUUGUAUUGAACAUAACUUUUUCACCAGGUUGGUUCCUCCAGUAUACAUAGAGGAAAAGAUACUUGUUUUUUCUCCGUGUACUGCUCUCAGUCACCCAUUCACGGUGUUUUGUGUGUACUGUGGGGAGUAAAUGCUUGUUAACUUGUCUUAUGUGUGGCUCUUGCAUGCAGGACUGUGUGAUCAGUGGUAGCCGUUCUAAAAUCACCAGUUUUAGUCCUCUUUCUGCAGUUAUCUGGAGGAAGGCUGCUGCUCAGUGGCCCCUUAAGAAAACAGAAUGUCAUUAAUAUUACAUUAAUAAGACAUUAAAUUCCAGAAUGCUGACAAAAUUCGAGAACCUUCAGACGGCUCUUAGCAUCUUUCAAAUUCUAGAAUCUCAGCAACAUUCUACACUUCGCAGAACAUUAUCUGGGUCUUUGUAAAAUUCUUCAACCUGAGUAUUUCAACAAUGGCAUUCUCGGAACCCAUCGGCUGUAUUCAGCGUCUGACUUCCAGCAGAUGGCGAUACAGCCUCUGGGGGCAGACCCCCGAUUUUUUGGCAUUCCGGUUUGAUUUGGGCGGAGGAGGCGAAUUUUCGUUUCCGACUUCCGUUUAUUAAGUAAAUAUGCUGAACCAUUGCAAUGGAUUCAGAGUUUGCAGUGAUGCCAAUUAUGUUCCGCCUCGUUAGUUCACCGCACGGACCGUUUAACCUGGCAACAACUGCAGCCGGCUCAAACGUGAUUGGUCAAUAUCACGCAGUCUACAAACAGCCUACAACCAGAAACCAGGGCUCUUCCGCUCUUCUUCCGGAGGCAAGAUCUCCGGGGUUUGCCUACAGACUCUACCUUCACUGAAUGUAGAGUCUGUAUAUUGAGACUACAACAACGGUAACUUGACCUUAGGGAACAUUUUAGAACCUUGACAAAAUAUUUGCCCUCGGAAUAAUCUAGAAAUGUGUUAUCACUGCAGAAUCUUGAUAACAUUCAAGAAACUUUUGAACUAAAUAAGAAUGUUUCUGGACUUCAUGAACAUUUUCGAGCGUCAAAACUUGGCAGCGUUCUCGCCCUCAGAAUGAUCUAGAAAUGAUUCAUCAUUCUGGAAUCUUGAUAAUGUUCUUGAGCACCCUGUUACCUUCAAGAAACUUUUGAACUUUAUAGUUUCUUGGUGACAUUUUGAUCUGUAUAUGAAUGUCUCUAGAUCUCAUAAACAUCCUGGACUGUUCAUAUAUGUUGCGGCGUAAUCAGAACAUUCUAGAUCCUCGACAGCGUUCUUCUCGCUAGAAUGAUAUAGAAAUGUUUUAUCAUUCUGGAAUCUCGAUAACGUUAAAGAACAUUGCAUUACAUUUAACUUUUGAGGUAUAUAGGUCCCUGGUGAAAUUUUGAACUGUAUACGAAUGUUUCUAGACUCUGUAAACAUCCUGGAGUGUUCUCAUAUAGUCAGCAGUAAUGGAAACAUUCAAGAACCUUGACAGCGUUCUUGCCCACACAAUGAUCUAGAAAUGUUUUGUCACUCCAGAGUCUCGACAGCGUUCAAGAACGCCCUGUUAUACUUAAGAAACUUUUGAACUUAACAGUUCCUUGGUAACAUUUUGAAGUGUAUAAGAAUAUUUCUAUAAUUUGUUUACAUCCUGGAGUGUUCUCAUAUUUUCAGGCAUAAUCAGAACAUCGUAGAACCCUUAAGACAAGAAUAUUCUAAACAGUUUAGCAGUUGGUAUUGGUGUUUCCUGUUAGCCAUGCUAGUUCCCUGGAGGAAGCGUCACAUACAGAGAAAAGCAGGACUUCCUUGGUGGCUGUAACUGAAGAGCUACCUACUGUACACGUUUGUAUGUCUCAGAAGUGUUCAUCAUAAGGCAGUAUUAAAUAGUACUAAUAAUACUCUGAGAAAGACCUUGUGAAAAAGGUCAUUUAUUGUGAAAGGCUGUCUCGUAAUUCAACUAUUUAUCACUGAUUUCACAUUAAUCAGAUUGACCUUUUAAUGGCAGUGGAAACCAUCAGCUCGUGUUUUACCUUUGAUAGCAGCAGAACAUUUUUAACAUUUGGAUGUUACUGUUUUUUGUCUCAUGUUGAACCUUGAAGCUUUGGCAGUUGUCAACUGUUGGUAGCUACAAGACAAGCCGACAAGUCUUACAAUUAAGAGAGAUGACUCCAUUUGAGUCAAUGGAAAUGUUCCAGCAAUGUUAAGAGAUCUGUUUAAUUGUAUUCUUCCGUACUUAUGUUUUGUUGGUCUGUUAAAAUCAAACAAAGGACUUAAGAACUUUGUAUUACAUUCAUGACUUGAUGAGAGGACAUUCAGAGUGGUGCUGGGUUUAUAUCGACUCCAUUGUACAUAAAACAUCUGAAUAGUGUCAAAGACUGGAGGUCUGCCGUACUCAGAACUUCUCUGCUCUGGUGUACACAGGAAGCUAAAGCUAAUCACCUUGAUGUUUGUUCUCAUUUACCAUGCUAACAUUUCUAAAAAUAAAAACUGACAUUUAAUGAAUAUUAUAUUUGAUAUUUAACACGUAGACUGUGUUGUUAAAUUAAAAAGCCUAGGGUUUUUCUGUUCAGGCAUUAUUUAUUAAUUCGUCAAACAACGGCAGGAGUGUGUGCUAGCACGGCUAAUGCUAAUGUGCCAGAUGCGGCUAACCAGCAUUUCGCUUCACAUUCCCGUACUUGUGUUUUGGUGAUGCAGUGUUGAGCAGAAUACUUAAAAGUAAAAGUAUUUAGUGCCUGAAUAUCUCAUCCUAAAUGUAAGAGUCUGUUAAAAUACAGAGAAAUGUCACAUAUUUAAAAUUAAUUUGGCAUCCAUCGUCUAAAGGACGGUUUAUAUGUAAAAUGGUUGUGCUUUGCAUAAUUUUUGUCACAUUUUCUUCCUUUUCCUUACUGUGAAAAAUCGCUGACAUAUAUUUAAGUAUUACUGUGAUGUAUCACAAUAACAGCCAUGCUAAUUUCUGUUAGCAAGGGCUUUAUGAGCAUGGACCGGACCAAACUUUGCUUCAACCAAAACCUAAUAUUUACUUAUGUCAGUGAUAAUGACGCUUUGUUUUAAUUCAAAAAUUAACCCCCUGAUUUUACUUGGUAUGUUGUCACUUUUUUCCAAACCCAAAAUCCACCACUGCGUGAUGCACACUGGAGAAAAAUGUAGCUUGUUUCAAAACAAGACAUCUCAUCUCACUUUCAGCAUAUGGGUAUGAGGUAUCAAAGUAUUCAUAGAAUUUAUUAAGAACCUUUUGGUGUUUAAAGAUGUACAGAUAGUUCUUAUUUUGUGUUCGGAAGGUGUAUUCUGAACAUUGCAUUACAGCAAGUCGAGACAGUCCAUUAUCCAAUAGCCAUAAAAUAGGCUGAUCGUGCCGGUUUUUCACAAGUUAGCUGACGACAGUAAUAAUUUAUCAGGUUUGCCGCAGAGAAGAAAAUAUGUUUGAGCAUGGGCAAGUUUCAGAGUUCCUCUUGAAAGCUAUAAUGGUGUUUCGACACAAAUAAUAACAAAGAAAAACAAAAAAACUGCAUUUUUAACCGUAGAUUAAAUAUAAUCUAUCAGCAGUCAAUAAUUAUUGAAUACAAAGGCAAUAAUGAUGAUCUAACAAUAAAAUCUAAUGUUUUAAUAAAAGGAAGAGAUGGCUCUGAGGGAAAACUGUGGAUUUAUCUCUGGAGCUGCACCACUUAGACAUCUCUUGCAUUGCCAAAGCACACAGUAUGUGACAGCAACAACACAAUCAAACUAACACUCGGUAACUUACUCGCUUUCUGCCACAUGCCGGCUUCUCUCUAACUGUUCCAGGUUGUUGUAAAAGACGGGGGUUUGGAGCACAACUGUGUUCAGUGUUUUUACUUUUGAUUUUCUUUGUCUGUUUGUUCCAAGUCUGAAACUUGAUUUUCUUGAGUCCGCCUGUGGAAAGUCUGUGAGCUGCAUGCAACUGAACUGCUUUACGUCUUUACGGCUGUUUGAGAUGGUUUUCCAAAAAAAUAACAAGAAAACAAAACAGAAUGGGGAGAUAUUUGUCCUGCUGGAGCCUGUGUGAACUGAUACUCCUUAUUUUCUGUUGUUCAGUAUUUAUUUUUUAUCUUUUGACUUGCUUGAGCUAUAUUUGUAUAGCACUCCUCUCCGAUUACAAAGUGCUUUAAGGCCUUUUGAAUUUAAUGUGUUUAUUUAUUUUGCACCUUCUCCAAACAGUUUUUUUUCUGGUCUUCUCCUCUUUUAUUUGUAUUUUCUCUUUUUCUUUUGUGCUGAUUUGCCCUCUAUGGCGACAUGUAUUCUAACCUCAAUGAGGGACUUGUACAGUGUUACGCUCCAUUUUCCCUUUUCACCUUGAUGAGAGUUGGACCUCGGCCACGUUACCUGCCUCGGUUUUAAUUUCAGCAUUGCUCUCAGAUUGUCAGAUCAAGCAAAAUAAAUCCAAACCAAACCUGCAGACUGAAGCUUCAGCCGUCCAGACUUUCCUCAGAAGUAAAGCAGCUCUGAAAAUAGAAAUAUUCCAACUGGUUUAGCUAAACUUUCGAAGGUAUGGAGGUAGAUUUGUCUCAGUAUUAUUCGCGUGAGCACAUCGACAA
Messenger RNA from Epinephelus fuscoguttatus (brown-marbled grouper), 6930 nucleotides. RefSeq names its product endophilin-A1-like. Gene Ontology annotation, biological process: synaptic vesicle uncoating. The coding region runs from base 248 to 1303 and encodes 351 amino acids. Gene Ontology annotation, cellular component: cytoplasm; presynapse; glutamatergic synapse. Gene Ontology annotation, molecular function: protein binding. NCBI's taxonomy places the organism in Eukaryota, Metazoa, Chordata, Actinopteri, Perciformes, Serranidae. The record is from RefSeq and is a predicted model, not a curated record. The transcript is spliced from 9 exons.